Messenger RNA from Epinephelus lanceolatus (giant grouper), 1986 nucleotides. RefSeq names its product type-2 angiotensin II receptor-like. Gene Ontology annotation, molecular function: C-C chemokine receptor activity; C-C chemokine binding. Gene Ontology annotation, cellular component: external side of plasma membrane; membrane. The record is from RefSeq and is a predicted model, not a curated record. NCBI's taxonomy places the organism in Eukaryota, Metazoa, Chordata, Actinopteri, Perciformes, Serranidae. Gene Ontology annotation, biological process: neutrophil chemotaxis; positive regulation of cytosolic calcium ion concentration; calcium-mediated signaling.
UCACUCUGAUUUCUACACACACACACAGAUGCACACACACAAACACAGAGGCAUGAUAUGGUCUGGGGCACUCAGCUGUGCAGUUUCUAUUAGAGGGGUCGAGGAGCAAUUGUCAAGACAUGGACUUUAGCCAAGAGAGACACUGAAAACGGCUUGACUGCUUUUGGACUGGAUGCCUAAUCACUCAAAGCCGACCUUGGAAAACUGAAAGGAGGGAAGUGAAAUUGUGUGACGCAAGGGUACACCCAGUUCCAUAAUGGCAAUCCCAAAUGACCUCUCCCUUUUCAACUCCACCUCCUCCCUUUAUUCAGCAACAAAGAUUGAACCUAACACCUCUCUGGCCCCCUCUGCUCCCCACUGCCCGGACUGGCCUCCCAUACCCAUGACCAUAGUUAUCCCCGCCAUCUACAGCGUUAUCUGCGUGCUGGGAACCAUAGCCAACGCCCUGGCAGUGUGCGUGUUGGCCCAUGCCAGCGCCUCAAGGAGAACUGUUGCUAACACUUUCAUGCUGAACCUGUGUGUAUCCGACCUGCUGUUCCUGCUGUCUCUCCCGCUGUGGGCCGUCUACUACUCCCAGGGCUACAGCUGGCCCUUUGGCUGGGUUGCCUGCAAAGUCUGCGGAGCUCUCCACAAUCUCAACCUCUACGCGUCCAUCUUCUUCAUCACAUGCAUGAGCAUAGACCGCUACCUGGCCAUUGUGCAUCCGCUCCGCUCCCAGAGUGCACGAGACCCCAAGCGUGCCCGGCUUACAUGCAUCCUGGUGUGGGUGCUGGCAUGUGCUUGCUCGGCCCCCAUCUUUUACCUGAGGAACACUUACCACCUGGAGAGGCUUGGCGUGGAGGCCUGUGUGAUUGACUAUCCUGAUGAUACCUGGUAUAUGACCCUGGUCUGGAUGAAGAUGUGUCUGGCCUUUCUGCUGCCACUGCUUGUCAUCUCUUGUUGCUACUGUGCUAUAGGUAGACAUUUGUUGGCUGAUACAGGGCUGGUAAGAAUGCAGAAUGUGUCACACCCCAACAUGCCCUCUUUUAAAUCACUGGAGUCCAGGGACGGUUGCAGUAGACCAGACAGACCCCCGACUCCCUGCGUGAGCCCCAGCUUUAGCGCGAGCAGACCCCUGGAGGGCAGGGGGCUGGAGCGGGUGUUGUGGACAGUAGCUGCUGUGGUCGUGGCCUUUUUCCUCUGCUGGUUCCCCUUCCACUGCGUGACCUUCUUGGAUGUGCUGAUGAGUGAUGGCUGGUUGGAUGGCUGUGGGAUAGACUGGACAAUCCACAACCUCACCCCUCUGACCCUCUGCUUGGGCUUCUCUAACUCUGCCAUCAACCCCGUGCUAUACUGCUUCAUCGGGAACCAUUUCCGAGGCCGUCUCGGGGGGCUCUGCAAGGGCCUGUGUGUUCGUAUGAAGGUCCGUGGCGAUGAUCACAGCCAGAAGAGGGGCUCCUUUAGCACCAGGCUAAGCUCCUUCUCCCGAAAACUCAGUGACCUGAAAGACCUGGCGAUUGUGGAGCCCUCGGGUUCUGCUUAGCAAGUCCCUAGAAGGGAGACUUUCCCCUCACUCACUUGGUCUCACACCCCAAAGAGUGAUGCCAGCGUCAAGUGACUGCCAAACUCCAAUAUGCAUGAAUGUGUGAGACGGAGCUGUUACUAUAACUGACUGAGUCAAAGUCCAGCAGAGCUCCAUUCUGCCCUACAAAGACAGAAAAAAAGGAACUAAAGAAAACAUGAAGCUGAGGGGAAAAAGGUUUAAAGGAACAGUUCGCCCUAAAAACACAUAUGUUUUCUCUUACCUGUGGUACUUUUUAUCAAUCUAGAUUGUUUUGGUGUGAGUUUCUGAUGUUGGAGAUAUAGGACGUUGAGAUGUCUGCUUUUUCUCCAAUAUAAUGGAACUAAAUGGCACUCGGUUUGUGGUGCUCCAAAUGGCAAAAAUAAAACAAAAUCUGCAUUUGAAAAACUCAACAGCAAAGUUUCUUUCCAGAAAUCAUGACCAGG